Molecule: messenger RNA, 2353 nt
Organism: Scleropages formosus (Asian bonytongue)
Lineage: Eukaryota; Metazoa; Chordata; Actinopteri; Osteoglossiformes; Osteoglossidae
Gene: prdm8b
Product: PR domain containing 8b
Exons: 4
Coding region: 78-2063 (661 amino acids)
Biological process (GO): oligodendrocyte development; regulation of DNA-templated transcription
Cellular component (GO): nucleus
Molecular function (GO): protein binding
Source: RefSeq, a predicted model, not a curated record
AGCUCCCCCGAAUGGCUGUCGGCCAGUGAAGAGUUAAAGGGAGGAGACGGACGGUGACACGCCUCAUUGGGCAGAUUAUGUGCGGCAAACAAAAAGUGUGUGUCUGUGUGCCAGGCAGCCAGUGCGUCGGGUCCAUCUGUACCACGGUAUCCUGUGAGGAGCUGUCACACACACAGCGCAGGGGGAAUGUACUGAGCGGGCGGACCGAGACACACAGAGAGAGACAGAGACAGAGAGAGAGAAAGAGAGAGAGCCAGCAACCCCUCCAUUUUACACCGUUAUUUUACACCAUUUUACUCACACCCGUCUGCGGCGGCGCGCUAAAACCUUGUGGAUUAUAUAUUGCUCCCGAGAAAAAGGCGACCAUGGAGGAAUCCAGUUCCCAAAGACUGGCGUGGGAUGGCGAUGCCAAGGCGGUGCAGCAGUGCUUAACGGAUAUUUUCACCAGCGUGUACACGACCUGCGACAUACCAGAAAAUGCCAUCUUUGGACCCUGUGUUCUGAGCCACACGUCCUUAUACGACAGCAUCGCCUUCGUUGCGCUGAAAUCUACGGACAAGAGAACUGCACCUUAUAUUUUCAGGGUGGAUACCUCGGCGGCCAACAGCUCAUCCGAGGGCCUAAUGUGGCUGCGGCUCGUCCAGUCUGCCAGGGACAAGGAUGAGCAGAACCUGGAGGCCUACGUGAAGAACGGACAGCUGUUCUACAGAUCUCUGAGGAGAAUCGAGAAGGACGAGGAGCUGCUGGUGUGGUAUGGAAAAGACCUGAUCGAACUGCUGCUCCUGAGCUCCAGCAGAGCGCAGUCUAAGAACAAAGGAUUGCCCCCCUAUUUGUGUCCAGAUUGCAACCAACGCUUCCAGUUUGAGUUUCCCUUCCUGGCCCAUCUGAGAUUCCGCUGUACCAAGAGGCUACAAACCAUUAGCAGUACAAUUGAAGACUGUAAGCACAACUGUGAGGAAGUCAGUAUGGCUCCCUCAAGGUCCAGCCCCAAACUGGUGAGGUCAGAGGGGUACUCCAGCUCACAGGAUGGUAAGCCCUCCACAGACUUCCACAAUUUAGCUAGAGAUCUUGAGAACAGCAGGACCAGUCCACCCAGUGAUGUGGAGGCUGAGAUUAGGAGUGAGAGCAACCACAAGAGGAAGUUCUCUGAGGUGGAGGAGAGCCGGAGCGGGAGCUUGCCGCAUCCCGUCAAAUCGAAGGAAGAUUUAGUGAGCUCAGCGCAACAGUACCUGGGAGCAUAUGGUUUGGAAGAGAACAGGCAGAGGUACUCUCCCUCCGGCCUGGGUGCCACCGAAAGUAAACGGAGCGCCUUCACUGAGGUCAAGAAAGCUUCCCAGGGCCUCAAACACAGCACCAAAAACCUGAGCUCCAACACGGAGAACAAGGGCAGCGGAAGGCCGAGCGGCAGCCCGUCGGAAAAACAUGCAAACAUCAGGCAAGUGCUGACGGAGACGCAGCCGCAGUCCCGCAUGGAGAGCUCCUCGGUGGGCAGCGCUUUCACCUCCGUGCCUCAGCAGGUUGGCAGCUCAGAGAGGAAGAGCGCCUUCAGCCAACCGACCCGCUCCUUCUCGCAGCUGUCCCCCCUGGUGAUGACCCCCAAGCUGCUCCCGUCCGUGGACUGCCACCCUGCCGUGGGGGACACCAUCUCGUCCAGUCGGCUGUACCAGGCUGACCACCUGGCGGCCAAACUCCAGAGCUCUGAGUUGGGUAGCAACUGUCCGGUCCCGGGUGGCAUUCCCAAGCAGAGCCCCUUCCUUUAUGCAACAGCCUUUUGGCCAAAGACCUCGGGACCUAUCCAGCUGCAGAUGCCCUCGGCCCUCACUCUCCUGCCCCCCUCCUUCACGUCCCUCUGCCUUCCCGCACAGAACUGGUGUGCCAAGUGUAACGCUUCCUUCCGCAUGACCUCUGACCUGGUCUACCACAUGAGGUCCCACCACAAAAAGGAAUACUCCAUGGAGCCCCUGGUGAAGCGGCGGAGGGAGGAAAAGCUCAAGUGCCCCAUCUGCAAUGAGUCCUUCAGGGAGCGACACCACCUUUCUCGACACAUGACGUCUCACAACUAGCUUUUUUUUUCAGUGGAACUGUUUGGUUACUGACGGUUUUCAAAAUGGGAUUAUUGUUAAAAUGGAGUUACGUCUUUGAAUGCACUUGUUUUCACUUUCAAAAGGACAUUUUUUUUAUGUUUUCUGCAUAUGCAAACGCAUUUUAAAUUAAAAAAAGUAAUUUAUCAUAAAAGCACUUAAUUUGGAAAUAAGGGAAACCAUAAUGAUAUGUGUAUAUGUAAGUUGUAUUUUAUAUAUACAGAAAAUGAAUAAAAAUGUUGGUGCAUUCCAUGGAUUAUUAUUUAAUUAUU